GAUAUAAAAUGUCACUUGGCGCACGUGUGUGACCAGUUGGCAGAAGACGUCAACCAUACCGGUGUAUGUGUGCUUUUGCAGGAGUAUCUUUAUUUUUCCAUCAGUUAGUUUAGGUUUAUCGUGACAAUGGAGUACAUUUAUCGAUUACCGUUCUUAAUCUUGGAAGUGCCUAAUUUAAAAUUAAAGAGACCGUCCUGGAUGGGGAAACCCAGCGCUAUGGUAGUCUUCUCCUUCAUUCUCCUCUCGUACUUCUUAGUGACGGGAGGAAUCAUAUACGAUGUGAUUGUUGAGCCACCCAGUGUAGGUUCCACGACAGACGAACAUGGUCAUACAAGACCCGUAGCAUUUAUGCCGUAUCGCGUAAAUGGGCAAUACAUAAUGGAAGGUUUGGCCUCCAGUUUUCUCUUUACAAUGGGAGGCCUAGGGUUUAUCAUACUGGAUCAGACGCAUGGUCCCUCAACGCCAAAACUUAACAGAGUUCUCUUGAUAUGUGUUGGAUUUCUCAGUAUAACAGUGUCAUUUGUCGCAUGCUGGAUAUUCAUGAAAAUGAAACUUCCUGGAUAUCUGCAAUCCUAAAUGUAAGCUAUUACAAAUUCCAUGGAUAUAACAAACGCCAUUUUUAUAUUAUUCAGGAUAUUGUAAUGGAUUGCUGAUUUUUGUAAUAAAGUGUAAUAAAUCAAAUGAGAUAUUUUUAGUAUUCUCAUUAUCAGUAAUAGGGCAAAAGAUGUGUACAAUUUCUCAAAUAUAUUAUAGGUAAUAUUAAAAAUAUUAAAAUAUUAUAUGACAUUAAAUAUCUUUAAUAUAUAGCUAUGUACUUU
Odontomachus brunneus is the source of this 818-nucleotide messenger RNA. RefSeq names its product oligosaccharyltransferase complex subunit OSTC. Lineage: Eukaryota; Metazoa; Arthropoda; Insecta; Hymenoptera; Formicidae. The transcript has 4 exons. The record is from RefSeq and is a predicted model, not a curated record. Bases 127 to 576 code for a protein of 149 amino acids. Gene Ontology annotation, cellular component: oligosaccharyltransferase complex.